UUAGGUCAGCAUUUUGAAGAGAAGAAUCUGGCGCCAUUCCGUCUCUUCCCGCAGGGAAACAUUCAGAAUUGAGUUUAUACCGAACAGUGAGUUGAGCGUUUCGGAGCAAAAUUCUGAAAAUGGAGACCGAAAGAGAAGUAGCGUGCAGGGAAAACGAAGAGCUAGCGGCGUACAUGUGGAAUAUGGCGGAAGACAAGAGAGGGAUAUCAGAUAACAUUUAUAAGACUCUUCACAAGGCCUACACUAACGUCUGCAACUCCAAGGCCCCUAUUAAGACCCUCCGAGAACUUUCUCAAAUCAAGGGUGUGGGGAAGUGGAUUUUGAAACUAAUGCAAGGCUUUUUUGAGACUGAUUCGGAGGCUCCUGGAAAUGAGAACUUGAGUGAUAAAGGGAAGAAGAGGAAGGGGACUAGGAGGUAUAUGCCACAGAGGAACUCUGUGGCAUAUGCCUUGAUAAUCACACUCUAUAGGGCCUUAGCAGAUGGAAAGGAGUUUAUGCGCAAACAGGAGCUGAUUGAUGCUGCGGAGGCUAGCGGUCUUUCCCGGGCUCCAAUCGGACCUGAGAAAGGAAAAGGGAAACCUGGGAUUGGAAACUCACCUAGGGACUGGUACAGUGGAUGGAGCUGCAUGAAAACACUAGUAACUAAAGGGCUGGUUGUCAAGUCUAGCUGCCCGGCCAAGUAUAUGCUAACAGAAGAAGGAAAGGAAACUGCACGUGAAUGUCUAUCAAGAUCUGGAAUUGUUACUUCUGAUCAAAGUCUGGUCAACAUGGAAGAAUUUUCAAAUUUGGAUGGGAAGGUCAUGGAAGAUGAGGGCUUCUCAGAAAAGGACAUGUCAGAUGUGGAAAUUGAAAGUGAAUCUUCAGAAAAACAAGUAGCAUUGCCCUGUCUUCAAUUGGGUGGGCAGAAGAAAGUGAUUGAUAUUCCCCCAGGGUGUCUUGACAGGUUUAUGGGAAUGGGGUUUUCCAAGGAACAAAUUACUCUUGCUUUUUCUAAGGUUUCAGAGACCUCACAAGGCAAGGACAUAUCAUCACUUUGGCCGACUGUUCUGUGUCAACUUCGAGAAGAUCAAGUCUAUGGCCUAAGUUCUAGUACAGUUGAGGAAAGAGUAGUCAAGACUGCUUGCAGGGGACCAUCUGAUGAUCCAAAGUCUUCUAGCUUUGCUGAUUUCAAGCAGAAUUCAACUACAUUGCUCGCCUUCCCAUCCCCUGCACUCUCUGUAGGCAGUAAGGGUGGAGAAUACUCAGAAGCUAAAUCUAGUAUUUUAUCGAUGCCACCUCUGACUUAUGGAGAGAGGUUUGAAGAUGUUUAUGAAGUAAUUUUGGUAUUGGAUGAUCGAGAGCAAUUUGUUAGUCAAGGGUCGCGUUCUAGGAAAAUUGUUGAGAACAUCAGUAUGCAAUUUAAAAUUCGAAUAGAGGUUAGACGGUUACCUGUUGGGGAUGCAAUCUGGAUAGCUCGGCAUAAAAAUACUGGCAGUGAAUAUGUUCUUGAUUUCAUUGUGGAGAGGAAGAAAGUUGAUGAUUUGCGCAGCUCAAUCAGAGAUAACCGAUAUAAAGAUCAGAAGUUGCGGCUUUUGAGAUGUGGGCUCAAAAAGAUGAUAUAUGUAGUAGAAGGAGAUGCAAAUGUAUCAGAAGCAGCUGAAAGCAUUAAAACAGCUUGUUUUACGACUGAGAUCUUGGAGGGAUUUGAUGUGCAAAGAACAGCUGGCUUGGGAGAUACAUUAAGGAAGUAUGGCUAUCUUACUCAGGCAAUUGAUCAUUACUAUAAAUCCAUGGAGGACAAGCAUAAAAGUCCUGAAAUGUGCCCUCCUUUUAAAGCAUUUAUUAGGAGGUGUGAGGAUUUGGACAAAAUGACCGUCAGUGAUGUAUUUGCCAUCCAACUCAUGCAGGUUCAGCCUAAAGACAAGCCAGUAGAAACCACCCGGUCUGCCGUCGGAACUGAGUUCCAGAUGCGAUCAGAACUCCCUGCCGUGCCAAACACUAUCGACGUGCUUCAAACCCCUGAAGCUGACCUUGCAACUGCUGGGAAUUUUAAAUUUACCACCGAACUACUUGAGAAUGGUAGCAUAGGUUUCUGGCGCCGCCGCCAAGAUACUUGCUAUGAACCCACUCCCAUUGAGAUACAGGUGACCCCAUUCUACGAAGGCAUCAUGACCACUCUUCAUGGCUUUCUCCGUCGCCUCUUUCAGUUGAAGGUCCAGAUCUCUAACUCCACUGCUAUUCAAUGCUGCGCCUCUAUCGCGCGUGUCCUUGCUUGCGGAUGCUGCAUUACAGCUUACCUCAAAGUCAAGAACAUUGUGACUUCCGAGCUUCCUGCUCGCCACACCUCAAAUAGUCUGAAAAUGCCCCGUAUCAGUGAUGCUUUAGCCGUCCCUGCUGGUUUCGCAUUUGCUAUUCAACAGUUAGGAGCUGUGAACGUUGCUGAUACACUUACAGAGCGUAUCUUCAUACCUUGCUUUCCUAAUGAGGGCCACUCUUUUGGCAUCCCAGAUGAUCAACUGGUCAAUUGGAAUCCCAACGCCUACGCCGAAGCGGUUGAGUAUGCAAGAACCUUAGGAAUGCGAUUUCAUAUCGUUAACCUGAAGAAGAAGGAUGGUACAGCGUGGUGGCUGUUUCGUCAACACUUUGCAGAAGGAUUUUUUGAGCUACAGUGUCCUCUGCCAGAAGUGAACAAAAUCGAUGUUGUAACACAUGCACAGUUCUUAAAUGGUGAACUGGCCAACCCCUCGCGAGCGUUUGUUGACCUCGCACCUCUUGGUAAUGACUCAUUCGGAGUCAUGAUGAGAAGUCCUCAUCUCGGUAUAAACCUGAGUUGCUAUGAAGCGAUCAGCCAAGAAGCCACUGACGUUGUUUCAAAUGUGUAAAAGUAUUCCCUACUUUUCAAACCGAUAAUGUUCAUUUGUUAGAUAAGUUUUUCAGACUCUUAUUGGACAAGUGUUUGUUUUAAGUAUGUGAACGUUGUACUUGAACAAUCUGCGAUAAAUCAAUCUGUUAUUUUGCUAA
Molecule: messenger RNA, 3000 nt
Organism: Ipomoea triloba (trilobed morning glory)
Lineage: Eukaryota; Viridiplantae; Streptophyta; Magnoliopsida; Solanales; Convolvulaceae
Product: crossover junction endonuclease MUS81
Exons: 14
Coding region: 120-2861 (913 amino acids)
Biological process (GO): DNA catabolic process; resolution of meiotic recombination intermediates; double-strand break repair via break-induced replication
Cellular component (GO): nucleus; Holliday junction resolvase complex
Molecular function (GO): crossover junction DNA endonuclease activity; DNA binding; 3'-flap endonuclease activity
Source: RefSeq, a predicted model, not a curated record